UUACUUCUGGUGGGCCUCGGAGCGCCCUGGUUCCACUCCUCCGCUGCCGCCGCCCUAGCGGCCCUCAUUUCUGUCCUCCUCAGGGCCACCGGCGCGGCGGUAGCCUCGGUGCCCGGGACCUCUCCCCGCUCCCCUCCCCCCGGCCCCGUCGCCCCGCCCCCGCCGGGCUGGGCUGCAGGGUCAGGGGCCGAGCGGAGCGGUUAUUUAACAUGGAAGAAGAUGAGUUCUUUGGAGAAAAAACAUUCCAGCAUUAUUGUGCAGAAUUCAUUAAACAUUCGCAGCAGAUAGGUGAUGGUUGGGAAUGGAGAAUGUCAAAGGACUGUUCUGAUGGCUACAUGUGCAAAACACACUUUAAAAUAAAAAAUGGGACUGUGGUAUCACAUCCAGGAACAUCUGGCCACGGACAGACAUGUCUUCCCUUGGAGGAGGCUUUAGAGCUACCCUCGGAUGAUUUUGAAGUGACUGAGACGGCAGCGGCGUCCGAAGUGAUUAAAUAUGAGUAUCAUGUCUUAUAUUCCUGCAGCUACCAAGUGCCUGUACUUUACUUUAGGGCAAGCUUUUUAGAUGGGAGACCUUUAACUCUCAAGGACAUAUGGGAAGAAGUCCAUGAAUGCUAUAAGACGCGGCUGCUACAGGGACCAUGGGACACUAUCACUCAGCAGAUAGUGUUCUUUGCUUCACAGAAGUUUUUAAUGGAACAUCCAAUCCUUGGGCAGCCCUUUUUUGUGCUUCAUCCCUGCAAGACGAAUGAAUUCAUGACUCCUGUAUUAAAGAAUUCUCAGAAAAUCAAUAGGAGCAUCAACUACAUCACGUCAUGGCUGAGCAUUGUAGGGCCAGUUGUUGGGCUGAAUCUACCUCUGAGUUAUGCCAAGGCCACCUCUCAGGAUGAAGGGAAUGUUGAUUGACAAAGAUUCUUCUAUUGAGCUUAGAAAUUUUGCAACAUGAAGCAUGCCAGAAGUUUACCUGUACAGCCCUGGUUUUAAUAAGACUAAUGCUAUGCAUUAUUUCAUCUCACCAAGAUUUGACUUGGAUUAUUUUUCCCUUGGAAGCAAAUGUCUGCAGCAACUGGUAUUUGAUAUACUGAAUGUUUAGAAAAAACACUUCAAAGAUACAACUUGCUAUAAAUAGCAAAAAAUGAAUCUAAUUCUGUAAUACGAGAAAUACUGACAUCAUUAGGGCACUAAUGGUCAUUUUUUUCUAGGCCAAGCACUUCCUUUCCCUUUUUCUGACAUGGAGAUUGAUUGAGAAAUGUAUUUGUUUAUUCAUUUUAGUGUAAGGCGCAUGGAAAUUAAAAUACAGGAUUUACAUGUCCCUGAAAUCAGUGUUAAAAAUAUGACCUAUCUUAUUUUUCCACAAUCAAACUCAGGAACAAUAGAUUAUUUCUGUUUUCCUCCGUGUGUGUGUGUGUGUGUGUGUGUGUGUGUGUGUGUGUGUGUGUACAUAGAUAGAUACAGAAUAAAGAAAAAACAAUAAAUAUUUUAUCGUGAGAUAAUAUGUUUUUACAAGCAAAGUAUGGCAUAGUAACUGGAUAGGAAAUGUUUAAACAUCAAAAAUUCUUUUUUCCUAUAGUAAUAAAACAAUAGUCAUUUUGUCCCUCUUCUUGUCAAACCAACAACUGCUCUACUCUACUAUCUGAAGGAUCUUGAGCAAAUCUUCAUGCCCCUGAGACUUACUUUCUUCAUCUUUAAUUUGGGAAUAACAAGCUACAUCAUAGGGCUGCCAUGAGAACCACAUGAGAUUGUUAAUGCAUGAGAAAACAUUGUAAAGUAUAAUGUUUCUUAAAUGCACACCUUGUAUGUAAUUGUUAUUCACUCAGUUUGUAAAUAACUUUAACAACCAGUAAAGUAUAAAGAUAAACCUAAUCUGGAAGAA
Molecule: messenger RNA, 1872 nt
Organism: Microcebus murinus (gray mouse lemur)
Lineage: Eukaryota; Metazoa; Chordata; Mammalia; Primates; Cheirogaleidae
Gene: ATG10
Product: autophagy related 10
Biological process (GO): protein lipidation; protein modification by small protein conjugation; autophagy of mitochondrion
Cellular component (GO): cytosol
Molecular function (GO): Atg12 conjugating enzyme activity
Source: RefSeq, a predicted model, not a curated record